Molecule: messenger RNA, 732 nt
Organism: Sinocyclocheilus rhinocerous
Lineage: Eukaryota; Metazoa; Chordata; Actinopteri; Cypriniformes; Cyprinidae
Product: actin-related protein 10-like
Exons: 6
Coding region: 166-582 (138 amino acids)
Source: RefSeq, a predicted model, not a curated record
UUCCUUUAAUUCAUAUUCCUCGUCUAAGUGAUUGAAAAGCAUGUUUGUCUGCACUUGUUGUGUUUACACACAAUAUUAUCUGUGGUUUGAAGUGGUUAGAUGGCUUUAACAGUGCACUAGAUCUAUGAAGGCGUUCCGAUCCUGUCUGCAUGGGAAGCUCUGCCGAUGGGAGGAAAAGCCAUUCAUAGGGAGCUGCACAGUCUGCUGAGUGAGCAAUGCACACUAGACACCGACUCUAGCACCGGCCUCAGUCUGCCCACCGUCAUCAGCUCUAUUCCAGAGGAAGUUGUGGAGGAUAUCAAAGUGCGGACGUGUUUCGUUAGUGACCUGCAGAGGGGCAUGAAGAUCCAGGAGGCCAAAUUUAACAUGGACGGAUCUGCUGAAAGACCGGCUCCUCCUCCAGAUGUGGAAUAUCCAUUGGAUUGGCAGAAGAUUCUGCAUGUCAAGGGAUCCAUCAGAAACUCUGUAGCCGAGAUGUUGUUCGAGCAGGAUAAUGAGGGGAAAUCCAUCGCCACGCUGCUGCUGGACACUUUGGUGAAGGUACAAAAUAUCAGAUCUUCAGACCAGCUGUUUGUCAACUGAAGAGGAACUUGAGCCAACGGGAUGAACGGGAGCAGAAGACUGAGCUUCACUUUAAAACAACACUUGAUCAAGCGUUCUGAGGUGUCAUAAAGGUCACAGUGGACCUGCACACGGUUUUUAUCGAAGGAUGAGGAAGCGUCAUGCUGUCGC